Lactuca virosa is the source of this 1657-nucleotide messenger RNA. The record is from the annotation of a GenBank genome assembly. Lineage: Eukaryota; Viridiplantae; Streptophyta; Magnoliopsida; Asterales; Asteraceae.
CAUUAUUACAUUUUCAUUUAUUUCUUCUCCUUCUGUUGAAUCAAUGGAAGAGAGAAUGGAGACUGAGCUGAUAUCGAUACCGGCGACGCCACGGGCAUCCACACCGGAGAUACUCACACCCUCCGGUCAGAGGUCGCCCAGGCCAAUGUCAAAGGAAGGUGGGAAGUCGUCGACGGCGUGGACACCGACGUCGUUUACGCCGAGGUUUCUUAGUCCGAUUGGUACGCCGAUGAAGAGGGUGUUGAUAAACAUGAAAGGGUAUUUGGAGGAAGUGGGUCAUCUGACUAAACUAAACCCACAAGAUGCAUGGCUUCCGAUAACCGAAUCUCGUAAUGGCAACGCUCAUUACGCCGCCUUUCAUAACCUCAACGCCGGCGUCGGCUUUCAGGCUCUGGUUUUGCCCGUCGCUUUCUCUUUCCUUGGCUGGAGUUGGGGAAUUGUGUCAUUAACUAUAGCGUACUUUUGGCAACUAUACACUUUGUGGAUCUUGGUACAGCUUCAUGAAGCAGUUCCAGGGAAGAGAUACAACCGAUAUGUGGAGCUUGCUCAAGCAGCUUUUGGGGAACGGCUUGGGGUGUGGCUAGCACUAUUUCCGACGGUUUACUUGUCUGCCGGAACGGCGACGGCGUUGAUUCUUAUCGGAGGCGAAACCAUGAAACUCUUCUUCGAGCUUGUUUGUGGGCCACUUUGUACUUCAAAUCCCUUAACGACAAUCGAAUGGUAUCUUGUUUUCACUUCAUUAUGCAUCGUGUUGUCUCAGCUCCCAAACCUGAACUCCAUUGCCGGACUCUCCCUCAUCGGAGCGGUGACUGCGAUAUUUUACUCGACCAUGGUUUGGGUUCUCUCCGUUAGCCAACCACGGCCACCCAACAUCUCGUAUGACCCUGUCCCCUUGCCUUCGUUCUCAGCUUCCCUGUUUUCUUUCCUAAACGCACUUGGUAUCAUUGCCUUCGCUUUUAGAGGCCACAAUCUAGUCCUCGAGAUUCAGUCUACGAUGCCAUCAACUUUCAAACAUCCAGCUCAUGUGCCAAUGUGGAAAGGAGCCAAGGCUGCAUACUUCUUCAUUGCAAUGUGUCUGUUCCCUGUGGCUAUCGGAGGUUAUUGGGCUUAUGGAAACCUUAUGCCAUCGGGAGGGAUUCUGAAUGCGCUAUUCGUAUUCCACAGUCAUGAUAUUUCAAGAGGGUUGCUUGCAAUGACGUUCUUACUAGUCGUUUUCAGCUGCUUAAGUGGGUUUCAGAUAUACUCGAUGCCAGUGUUUGAUAGUUUUGAAGCCAGCUACACGAGCCGCACAAACCGGCCAUGCUCUGUGUGGGUCCGGUCUGGUUUUAGAGUCGUUUAUGGGUUUAUUAACUUUUUCAUUGGUGUAGCAUUGCCCUUCCUUUCCAGUAUUGCCGGUUUGCUAGGAGGGUUAACCCUACCAGUCACAUUUGCAUACCCAUGUUUCAUGUGGGUUCUUAUCAAGAAGCCUGCAAAAUAUAGCUUCAACUGGUACUUCAAUUGGACACUUGGAUGGCUUGGUAUAGCAUUCAGUUUAGCGUUUUCGAUAGGUGGAAUAUGGAGCAUGGUCAAUAGCGGACUUAAGCUGAAAUUCUUCAAACCAAAUUAACACUUAAUGAUCGAUUGAUUGUGCACUCGCGUGAACUUUUUAGGAAACUGU